Theobroma umbraticum is the source of this 2287-nucleotide messenger RNA. RefSeq lists its product as uncharacterized. The record is from RefSeq and is a predicted model, not a curated record. NCBI's taxonomy places the organism in Eukaryota, Viridiplantae, Streptophyta, Magnoliopsida, Malvales, Malvaceae. Gene Ontology annotation, molecular function: metal ion binding; phosphoglycerate mutase activity.
AACGUAAUAUCUGCUCUCUUUUCUGCCACCUGAGAUUCUCUCAGAAAUAAUUUUUAAAAAAAAAAAGAAAAAGGAAAAGAACCCAUCCUUUCGCAUCGAAUUCUGGACCUCCAUUGCCCUUUCAGUGAUCAAUAGAACAAAGAAACAUUAGUUUUAAACGAUUCCUUUCGAGAUAAACCCAGAUCACCUCCUCCUCCUCCUUCUUCUUCUAAUCAUUAUUUUCAGCUCAAGAAAGCUCGCGCUAAUCACCAUUGAAGUUUAUUUUAUUCAGGAACAGGCUGCUUUGCUGACUUUAAACUCCUUGACUCACCAUACUGAAGUAGGCUAUUUAUCAACUUCAUUUUUGUUCACUGCCUGUAAACAGAAUAAGGCAUAAAGGUAGACAUACAGAAGUAUGGGCAGUCCCCAGCAGCCAAAGCAAAGAGUGGCAUUUGUGCUGAUUGACGGAUUGGGUGACGUGUCAAUACCAAGGUUUGGGUAUAAGACUCCUCUGCAGGCAGCCAAUGUUCCAAACUUGGAUGCCAUAGCAUCAGCUGGAGUUAAUGGCCUCAUGGACCCAGUGGAAGUAGGUUUGGGUUGUGGGAGUGACACGGCUCACCUUUCUCUGUUGGGAUAUGAUCCAAGAGUAUAUUACCGAGGACGUGGUGCGUUUGAGUCCAUGGGUGCUGGGUUGGCAAUGUCACCUGGAGAUAUUGCAUUCAAGUCAAAUUUUGCAACCUUGGAUGAGAAAACUGGCAUAGUUACGAGUAGGAGAGCUGACAGGCAUUUUGAAGAAGAGGGGCCUAUCCUUUGUGCUGCCCUGGAUAGAAUGAAGCUCCCAUCUUUUCCUGAGUACGAAGUAAGAGUCAGGUAUGCAACAGAACACCGAUGCGGAGUUGUUGUUAAAGGACCAAGACUGAGCGGAAAUAUAUCAGGAACUGACCCAUUGAAGGACAACCGCUUACUUCUGGAAGCCAAGGCUUUAGAUGAUACAGAUGAAGCAAGACACACAGCUGCAGUUGUUAAUGAGUUAUCCAAGGAGAUUUCAAGGAUUCUUGUUUCUCACCCUUUGAAUGCAAAAAGGUUAGCAGAAGGGAAGAACAUCGCUAAUGCAGUCCUUUUGAGAGGCUGUGGUAUUCGAAUCGAGGUUCCUCCAUUUGAAAAGAAACAUGGCUUGUGGCCUUGCAUGGUGGCUCCCACCAAAAUUAUUGCUGGAUUGGGCCUAUCCCUUCAUAUUGACAUCCUAGAAGCUCCUGGUGCAACUGGGGACUAUCGUACACUUCUGACUUCAAAAGCAACUGCGAUAGCUAAGGCACUUUCUGCUCCUUUACAAUCUUGCCCUAGUGUUUUUGUACCAGGGGAGGAUGAGCACAAGCCUGGUAGAUCAUAUGGCUAUGAUUUUGGGUUUCUCCACAUUAAGGCGAUAGAUGAUGCAGGUCACGAUAAGGCAAGUGUUUUCAAAGGAAAAGGAUUGGAAGCUGUAGAUCAAGCUAUAGGACAGCUGGCUAAGCUCCUGUGGCAGGCAGAAUCAACUGGGAAUUUCCAGUAUUUUGUUUGUGUCACUGGUGACCACUCUACUCCUGUAGAAUAUGGAGACCACAGUUUUGAACCAGUUCCAUUUACAAUGUGCCAGUUGAAAGAUUAUGUGGGUGCAAUAGGUGGGGAGUCUGUUGUUUUGGAGACUUCCCUUGAUCCAUUUCCUCUUCCAACUGUUAAGGCAGGUGAAGACCUAAAUGAAGACAUUGGUUUAGAAAAAGGGAGAAGAUGCAAGCAAGUUCAAGCCUUUUGUGGUGAUUCAGUUUUUGAGUUGAAUGAGAUUGCAGCAGCGAGGGGAUGUCUUGGGCGGUUUCCAGGUGGACAGAUGAUGGAAAUUAUUAAAAGAUUUCUCAAAUUAAAUGCGUAACUUUCAUGGUCAGAUGGUAGAGAUCUUUCCUGGAUAACCUCUGAGUUUCUAAAUAAUGUGUUUCUGAUCUGAAAAAUAACCAUGACUAUAUGCCCUCGAAUCAUCAACAAUUUUCCAAGCUUCUUCUGAGUUCUGGUUUCAUGGAAAUUGAUACUUAUACCUGCAUCACCCUUUUCAUAAUCUGAGUCAUGUGCUCGAGUGGAGGCUAACUCACCUGCUGCCAGUGCCAGCAAACGAUAGCGAUUGUUCUCUUUAGUAAACAAAAUAAAGGAUUGUAUUUAAGGGUGUCAGCAUUCAAUUUAUUGUUGCACAUUACAGCUCAAUCAUGUGGAUUAUUAUUUCAGAGCCAAUUGACUCUGUGAAGAGUAAUAGAAAGUCCAUGACAAGAGCCAUGUUAGUACAAUA